UUUUUUGGGGGUUCUUGUGUAAUGUAUGAGUUGGUGUUUGCACGAUAUUGAAGCAGCCUUUUCCUCUUCUUUUUAUAUCUUUUAAUCAGUGGAGAUUUUAUGAGAUUAUGAAAGAUUCAUAGUGCAAUCCUUUUCAUGAUUACGUUUGAAUGGUUAUGUUGGAAGUGAGGGGAUUCUUAACAUUAAUGUUAUCAUCAAAGAGAGACUUUAGGCUUUAAUCCUCAAAGAUGUCAGGAAUAGGCUCCUACCUUUCUCGUCUUUAAUAUUUUCCCCACUUCCUAAGCUCGUGCGUAUCUCCUUUUAUUCGGUGUAUUACGGUAUUGAUUUUAAUUAUGUUUGUAUUUAUCAUGAAAAAUGUUGUUUCCAAAUGCAUACAAUUAUUAGAUUCAGAUAUAUGAAAGGAAUGUUGUCAUUUCUAAUAGUAGUUGGAAAUUAUUGCUUGCACUUGUCCCACCAAGAGUCACUAUUCAUGUGACUUAAAGUCUUGGAUUAACUACAACAACCUAGAUGAAAUCCAGCCUUAAAUAUGACUACUUUUAGUUUUAAAAGUAGUAAUUGAAAAAUCUUGCUCUGGCUCUCCGGACAGCAAGGCCCAUUCUUUUUUAUUUCUUAAAGUUUGCUUCUUCUGACAAGGUAUAGUAUUCAAUAAGUUAGGCAUCAGGAUCAUCGACAUGGGAACAUAAAUAGAAAAGUGUACCAAUAGGACUAUCAUACACCUUUGUCUUAACAUUUUCUAUUGGCUAUAAAGCUAACCGUGCUCAGCAUCAUGUUUGUGUGAAGCAUAAUAGCAUAAAUAAGUGUGCUCUUGCCUUAAAACAUGCCAGUUAAAAAAUUGGAACAACACACUUCAAGCUGAUCCCGUAUCACAAAGAAAUAGAAGGCAAGUUUAUUCUUUCAGUUAAUUUGUAUUAUUGUUGUUUACCUACUGCAGAAUGACACUUAUCUUCCUCUUACUGUCUCAAUGGCAUUUCUAAAUGCUCUAUUAUAUCCUGUUCUGCUGCAUUUUCUGGGUAAUUUCAACUCUUUGCAUCUUUCCUGAAUGUUUUCUAUGUGGUGUUUUCAUGAGGUAAAUUUCCUUUCAUGUCCUUUGAAACUAAUCAAUUUCUCUGGCCUCUAUGCAACUUGUUUUCAUGAGGUAAAUUUCUUUUCAAUAUCAUCAUUACAAAAUUCUAUUAGAUCAUGCAUGUGCUUGUAGCAUUAAGUAUAAUUACCUUAGGCCAGUCAUUUUUUCUUUAAACUUCUUUACUUGAAGUAUUCAUCUUAUCGUGUCUUUAAAGACUUCUUAUGGUUACUUCUAUUCGUCCAGGGACAAUGACUUCCUAUAAAUGCCUUUAAAAUUGACCACUUGUUAGCUUUACAUGUGUGGUUUUCAAUUCUCUCCACUCUUUCUUGUUUAGAAUCAUCUCAUGUUUGUAGGUGCUAAAUAAUGCAUAACUGUUUCACUUGCAAAGAUUGGAUGCCAGAUUUAUACACAUAAUUGGCCUUACAAGGGGAUCUCCUAAUAUUGUAAUUCAUACACAUAAUUGGCCUUACUAUGGGUUAUCGUGUUCUGCGCUUGGCAUGUUUGUUCCUUCCCUUGGAUGAUUUUGAUUGUGGAAUAGAAUGUUUCCCAAGAGUAGCAUAUAAAAGAUAAGGAUAGAAUUUUUCUUCAGAUUAUCUUAAGAUAUAUUUCCAAGAGAGCUUAAGGACAAAACAAAAUUUGACAGAUUGGGAAGGAAAAGUAUUUAGUGACAUAUAUCUACUACCAUGAGCAAUUUAAGCGUUGAAAGAUCAAAGCCAUGGAACAUAUAUCCAUCUUCAAACCCUGGUCCAUCACAAACAGGAGUUGAUGAGGAAGCUCCAUGGAAAAGCCUAGGAACAUCUAUAAGUGCUAUUUCUUUUGGUUUUGUUGCCACGGCCAUUUUGAUUUCAAUGUUUCUUAUAAUGGCCAUAUUUGAACAUCUGUUCAAACCGACUUCACAAUAUUCCACGCAAGAAUCUAUGCUGAGACGUUAUCAGGAGCACCCAGUACCAACCGUAAAACAAGGAAAUGCUCAAUCAGUUCCAGCAUCUUAUGCAUCUGAUUUCUCAGUUUUGAUGCCAGGGCAGCAAUAUCCUACCUACAUCGCCCAACCUGCUCCUUUGCCAUGUCCAAGGGAAGGGAUUUAUUGGCCUUCUCAUGAACGUAAUUUUGUAAUUAAUUAGCGCAUUUUUUUCUCUAACCUACAAUAUCAUCAAUGAACUCUGUAUACAAUACAGAUACCCAGACACGACCCACUUGUGUCAAUUUUAUAGAUAAAUAUUGUAUUUAUAUGCCCAAAAUCAAAAUAUGAAGCCUGCUUUUCCAACUUGGGUGUACUCCAACAUCAGCAACUAAAGCAAUCCCUUUGCAACAUAAUUUUCUUCUCAA
Cajanus cajan (pigeon pea) is the source of this 2389-nucleotide messenger RNA. RefSeq lists its product as uncharacterized. The record is from RefSeq and is a predicted model, not a curated record. Lineage: Eukaryota; Viridiplantae; Streptophyta; Magnoliopsida; Fabales; Fabaceae.